Bacillus rossius redtenbacheri is the source of this 1280-nucleotide messenger RNA. RefSeq names its product histone chaperone asf1-like. Gene Ontology annotation, cellular component: nucleus; chromatin. The transcript has 4 exons. NCBI's taxonomy places the organism in Eukaryota, Metazoa, Arthropoda, Insecta, Phasmatodea, Bacillidae. Gene Ontology annotation, biological process: DNA replication-dependent chromatin assembly. Bases 381 to 1061 code for a protein of 226 amino acids. The record is from RefSeq and is a predicted model, not a curated record. Gene Ontology annotation, molecular function: histone binding.
ACCCGAACAAUUCACCUUCGGCCAACCUCUGGUUUAUUUGUAUAUAUUUAUAUUGCUCUGUUUAUUUUAAUGUAGCUAUACUAACCUAACUAACCGUCCAUAGUGUUUUAAAGUGUUUUAAUGUAGCUAACCUAACCGACCACUUUUAAUAUUUGAAUUCAUUUUUCCUGCGCAAAAAUAAAACAAAUCCCGAAGUUGGCAGAAGGUGAAUUGUUUGGGUGUAAUCGGGAAUGGCAGAACUUCAUGUGCAUCGUAGGUCUCCCAACACAUUACCCCUCCAAAUUAUUAAGGCCCCGCAAAAGCAAAUGGCCCAGAGUUCCAUAAAGUUUUAAGAUCGCCACUGCUGCCAGGAGAAAGUUGUGCUCCUGGACCGAAACUACAUGAAGCAGGAGUUCUGCUUGGUACAUGCAAGCAGUCUUUGCGCUCGGCCAGCCACCAGGGGACGAACUUGCCAGGACUCCACUAACUGCUCACGGGGCUGCCUGGAACUGAACUGGUGUGGAGCAAUACAACGUACCUGUGGCAUAUCCUUUAUCAUGCUGGUGGUACUAGACCUGGAGUGGCAGAUGAUCUACGUAGGUUCUGCGGAAAGCGAGACGUACGACCAAGUCCUGGACACCAUCUACGUGGGGCCGGUCCCCGAGGGGAAGCACAUGUUCAUCUUCCAGGCGGACCCCCCGGACACCAAGAAGAUCCCGGUGGCGGACGCGCUGGGCGUGACGGUGGUGCUGAUCACCAGCCUGUACAAGGGCCAGGAGUUUGUGAGGGUCGGCUACUUCAUCAACAACGAGUACGCGGAGCAGGACCUGCGCGAGAACCCCCCGGCCCAGCCGCAGUUCAACAAGGUGGUGCGCAACAUCCUGUCGACGAAGCCGCGCGUCACGAGGUUCAAGAUCAACUGGGACGACUCGGAUAUGGCGAUGCAGCCCGUGGAGCUGGACCUGGGCGACAGCCAGGACUCCGUGCCGGCCCCCACCCCGUGCGCCGCGCCAGCCCCGCCCCCGCCCCCCUCCCUGUUCAACGACGGCAGCAGCCAGAGCUACAUGGAGGUGAUCAUGUAGCCCCUGCGUCAUCCCGCGCCUCCGCGCUCAUUCUCUACUGUCGAAUUUGUUUCAUCGAAUUUAAGGAAAGAAGCAAUUUAUCCUUCUGUGAAGGGAAUUAUGUUUGUUAACAUGUAAAAUUCUGAAUCCAAAAAAUGAAGUUUGUAUUCAAUUUUUAGUGAAACUUUUUUGUAAAUAACAUUUUACUUAGAUAUUUUCAAAUAAAAAUUUUUAGUAGAA